AUGGCCCAGGAGUUCUCCAGCCAGGCACGGAAGCUGCCGCCGUGGAUGUGGUACUCCGUGCUGUCCCAACUCAUCAGCCGCGCCCUGCAGCCAGAUCUGCAGGCCAUCUUCUUGGACAUCAUCAAGGACGUGGUGAAAGCCUAUCCUCAGCAGUCCGGGUGGCACUUGAUGCAGCUCCUCAAGUCUUCGGACAAGCUGAACCACUACGACCUCGGCCAGAAGAUCGUUUAUCAGUGCGGCAAGGAAAAGCGGGAGUUGCACCCCUUGCUGUCCAAGAGGUGCGCCAUAGCGGAGGACCUCAUCGCCCUGGCCGGGUGCCCCGGGGACUCGGUGCAGCUGGGCAAGAGCUUCCCGCGCCUCGCUGGCCAGAGCUCCUUCAGCAACGACAAGUGGAUGGUGCUGGUGCCGGUGACGAGUCAGAUGACCGCCACCAUACCCAGGAUGGACGGGCCCAGCCAGAUCAAGCAGGGCACCAACUUCUUCCCCGCGGAGAUCCUCUCCGAGAAGUGCUUCGAGCAUGUGGAAGUCUUCCGCUCCAAGGAGCGGCCUAAGAAGCUCACCUUCCUGGGCGUCGACGGCAGGUCCUAUCCCUUCCUCUGCAAGGCUGAGAAGCGCGGAGACCUCCGCAAGGACUCCAGGCUCAUGGAGUUUGCCACCAUGGUGAACCAACUGCUCGCAAAAAGCCCGGACGCGAAUCGUCGGAACCUGGCGGUGAGGACCUUUCAGGUGGUGAUCCUGUCCGAGAAGUGUGGGCUCAUCGAGUGGGUGCCAAACACCAAGGGCCUGCGCAACGUCAUCGACGAGCUCUGGAAGUCUCGGAAGACGCCGCGCCAGGGCCUCAAUGAGAUCAAAGACCUCUUCGACCGCUCCAAGGACCUCUACGAGACCUUCACCCGCCAGGUGUUGCCAAGACACCCGCCCAUCCUGCACAGGUGGUUUAUGCAGUGCGGGGACCCUUCCGUUUGGUUCGCCCGGCGCAUGCUCUUCAGCCAAUCCCAGGCGCUUUGGUGCAUGCUCGGGUAUCUCCUGGGCCUGGGAGAUCGGCACUGCGAGAAUAUCCUCAUCGACACGGAGUCUGGGAGGAUGGUGCACGUGGACUUUGACUGCCUCUUUGGCAAAGGCAUGCUGCUGGAGCGUCCCGAGAUGGUGCCCUUCCGCCUCACGCAGAACUGCGUGGCGGCCAUGGGCGUCACCGGCGUGGAGGGCGUCUUCCGGACCUGCUGCGAGGUGACAAUGGAGGUGCUAAGGGACAAGGGCAACACCCAGACCUUGCUCUCGGUCUUGCAUGUCUUUGUUGCGGAUCCCCUUUUGGAGAUCACGCGCAAGCCGGCCAAGGAGGCCAACCCGGAGGAUCAUCGCGUCCAAAUCGCCAGAGACACCAUCGGGGACGUGGAGAAGAAGCUGAAGGGCAUGCUGAAUGUGGGUGCAGCUGUGGCGAGUGAUGCCAAGGAUACGCGGGAAUCCGUGCUGUCCAAAGAUGAGCGGAUGCGCAGUCUGCUCGGCCGCGAUCGCGGGGUGGGCCUUUCCGUGAAGGGCCAGGUGGAUGAAUUGAUCAAGGCGGCAACAUGCAAGCGGAACCUGAGCGAGAUGUACGUAGGCUGGCAACCAUGGCUCUGA
Messenger RNA from Effrenium voratum, 1617 nucleotides. Lineage: Eukaryota; Dinophyceae; Suessiales; Symbiodiniaceae. The record is from the annotation of a GenBank genome assembly.